Hydractinia symbiolongicarpus is the source of this 1731-nucleotide messenger RNA. RefSeq names its product probable very-long-chain enoyl-CoA reductase art-1. Gene Ontology annotation, biological process: very long-chain fatty acid biosynthetic process. The record is from RefSeq and is a predicted model, not a curated record. NCBI's taxonomy places the organism in Eukaryota, Metazoa, Cnidaria, Hydrozoa, Anthoathecata, Hydractiniidae. Gene Ontology annotation, molecular function: oxidoreductase activity, acting on the CH-CH group of donors. The transcript has 2 exons. Bases 655 to 1647 code for a protein of 330 amino acids.
AGUAGAGCGCGGGCCCUAAUUGGGUCCGCGUAGCUCAAAAUGAGCAUUAAAUACUCUAGGACUCUCCAUCCAAGCCAUGGCCCCUCCUGGAAAUAAUAGACAGGGUAUAUCCCUCAAUAUUUGUGAGGCUAGCCAAGUAAAAUAUGCACAUCUAUCUUUACCUAAAGAUAUGAAAUAUAUUUAGCUAGCCUAGUUAAGCCGCUCUAGAUAAAUUGUAUUAAUCUAAGUAAGUUCCAGGUAAUACUUAAUGCCCAUAUUAGCUAUACGAAUAAGAAAAAAUGUCAGAUUCUGAAAAGUGAUGUCUCUAUUUUUAAAUCUUUUAGGUUUGAAUAAUCUGUUCUCUGCUGCCAACUGCUUCCUUAGUUGCCAGCAAAUCAGUCAAAAGGUAGCUAGAUAUGCUUUUUAAUUGAAAAGCAAAGAAUGCACACUGGCGUGGUAAAUUAUGGAAAUUCUAAAUAGUAUUGAGCGAAAAAGGAGUGAUUACAUGAAAGUGUAACAUAAUCAUAAAGAAGCUUAUUAUGAUCUACACUUUGACGACGGCAUAUUAGUUUCGUCCGCAAACUAAAAUAAUGAGCGCUUUUACUAAGCAAUAAAGUGAGAAUUUAACGAUGCUCAAAAUUUAGAGAGUGAGAAACGGAUUUAUAUAUUUUGUUGAUGUCAGCAAAUUACAGGUCUUUUCUGUGUUGCCUGCAGGCUCGAACCAACAAGGUGCACAGUGCAGAAAAUCGAAAGAUGAAGGUGGAAAUCAUAAGUGCUCGCACAAAAGAAGUAUUACACACCUUAGAAGAUGCCUCGAUUUAUACCACAAUUGAAGAAAUUAAGAUAGCCUAUGAAAAAGUUAAGCCAAAGCUUUAUCCCUCAAGACAAGCAUACAGAAAAGAACCCCGUGGAAAAAUUCUAAGCAAUGAUGCAACACUGCGGUCAUUGGAGUUUGACAACACUGCAAGGCUUUACUUUAAAGACUUGGGUCCACAAAUUGGUUGGAAAACAGUUUUUCUCACAGAAUAUGCUGGACCUUUCUUCCUGUAUCCUCUGUUUUAUGCACGGCCAAGCUUUAUUUAUGGCUCUGGAGCUAGUGCAAAGGCAAUCCACCCAUAUGUUCAUAUUGCGUGUGCAUGCUAUGUUUUUCAUUAUGGUAAAAGGCUUGCAGAAACACAUUUCAUUCACCGAUUUUCCAAUGGUACAAUGCCCAUAAUGAAUCUUUUCAAGAAUUCUAUUUACUAUUGGGGUUUUACAUGUUUCAUUGCCUAUUUUAUUAACCAUCCCUUAUACACCCCAGCAUCUUUUGGUGAUUUGCAAGUUUAUGCCAGCCUAGCUGGUUUUAUUUUUUGCCAACUUGGUAAUUAUUCCAUUCAUGUUGCCCUGCGAAAUUUAAGACCUGAAGGAACAAAGGAAAGAAAAAUUCCCAUGCCAACGUCAAACCCCUUUACAUGGUUGUUGAAUCUAGUUUCAUGCCCGAACUACACAUAUGAAAUUGGUUCAUGGUUUUGGUUUACUGUUCUCACCCAGACAGUAAUGUCUGGUGUAUUUACAUUUGCUGGUUGUUUUCAGAUGGUUCUUUGGGCAAUUAAAAAGCAUAAAAAUUACAGAAGAGAAUUCAAAGAUUACCCACGUAAAAGAAAAGCAAUCAUUCCCUUUGUUAUAUAAAUUCAUUAGUUUACUGUGAAAAAUAAACAAAUUGUAACUUGUUUUUUUACCGUUUUAUAUCCUGAAUACAAUAAUUGUACUUUA